CCUUUAUUUUAUGAGCUACACAUUAUGUGAAAUUAACUACAUAAUUACAAUAAUAAAAAAACACUCACGAUUCAAAUAUGAAAUUUAAAUUUUUUAUGCGUUAAUAAAGUUUUUCCAUAAAUCUCAUAUUAUUUUUAAUGCCUUUGAACAAUAUUUUGUUCCAAUAAGCAGUCUCACUUUUGAAGAAUAAAGAACACAACAAACCUUAAUGUAGGUAAAUAAUAUACUUCUUAUUUGUUAAGAGGCGACAUUGAAAGCAUUACAAAUUUACAUAUAAAAAAUAUAUAAUUCAAAAGAAUGGAUCAUCAACAUAUGGACCAUCAACACAUGGGUCACCAUAAUAUGGACCACAGCACAAUGCAUAAUCAUGGCGGUCACGGAGAUGACGACAUGAAAAUGUAUUUUCACGCUGGAACACGAGAAAGAAUUCUUUGGGAAGGAUGGAAAACAGAAUCAGAUUUACAAUUUGGUUUAUCAUGUUUAGCUUUAAUUGCCGUAUCAUUUUUAUAUGAAGGAUUAAGAUAUAUACGCGAACGUUUUUAUCAUAAGGUUGCAAAAGAUGAAGCAUUAAAAUUAAUGCAAAUGCAAAAUGGUCAAGGAUGUUGUGCAGGUGCUUUGCCACAUGUUGAGAGAACAAUUACAAGUCAAAUAUUUAAUAAAUCACAUGCAAUACAAACUAUUUUACAUGUUAUUCAAAUAACGGUUUCCUAUUUAUUGAUGUUGGUGUUUAUGACUUUUAAUUAUUGGCUAUGUCUAUCAGUUUUAAUUGGAUGUACGCUUGGAUACUUUUGUUUUGGCUGGAUUAAACAAAAUGCUAUCGAUUCUAAUGAUCAUUGUCAUUAGUAAUUUUAAAAGAAGAUACAAAUACCUACAUACAUAUGUAUAUCAAUUUUAAUGAAGGAAAAUAUCAUUUCAUAAUGGGGGCGAUAUAAAUAUACAUACAUUUACAUAUACUCAUGUAUACUUUAUUAUUUUAUUAGAAUGUCCAAUAUUUUGUUAACAAAUAGUAAUUAUAAACUAUAUAAUAGAAAAUUAUGUAAAGAAAAUGUAAUAGAAUCCAAAGAUAUUGUUAAAUUAGAUAACCUUUAUAGUUAUGUUGUCAAAUAUUUAAUUUUUAUAAAUA
Molecule: messenger RNA, 1123 nt
Organism: Condylostylus longicornis
Lineage: Eukaryota; Metazoa; Arthropoda; Insecta; Diptera; Dolichopodidae
Gene: Ctr1B
Product: high affinity copper uptake protein 1
Exons: 4
Coding region: 298-843 (181 amino acids)
Biological process (GO): copper ion transmembrane transport
Cellular component (GO): membrane
Molecular function (GO): copper ion transmembrane transporter activity
Source: RefSeq, a predicted model, not a curated record